UUUUUUAAAUACAUUAAUUAUUUCCCCCAUCAAAUUUUACAUUCAGCCUCAAGUUUUGCCAUUUUUAUUUCUGGAACUGAAAUGAGGAUUUCAUUUUGCACCAUUUUUCAUUGAAUGAGAAGAGAAGGUUAUUUUUGGGAGCCAUUGCAAUGGAGAAGUUGGAAGCCGAGUCAGAUGUUGAGCCACAGGGUCGCCCUCGCUCCUGCACCUGGCCUCCUUUGCCGGACCCUUCCUCUGAUAUUCCUUUGCCCCCUCCUGGUCUUGAUCCAGGGCAGAUGCGUAAAGCGAAAAGUUCACGCAGGAAUGCUUGGGGCAAUUUGUCCUAUGCAGAUCUCAUCACCAAGGCCAUAGAGAGUUCCCCGGAGAGGCGCUUGACCCUAUCUCAAAUUUAUGACUGGAUGGUUCGUUUUGUCCCUUACUUCAAAGAUAAGGGUGACAGCAACAGCUCUGCUGGGUGGAAGAACUCCAUCAGACACAACCUCUCCUUACAUACCCGUUUUAUUCGGGUCCAAAAUGAAGGAACAGGAAAGAGUUCCUGGUGGAUGCUCAAUCCUGAAGGUGGAAAGACAGGAAAGACCCCAAGGAGGAGAGCAGCAUCCAUGGACAGUGCCAGUGGAAAGUUUCUUCGGAUUAAGGGAAAAGCUGGUAAAAAGAAGCAGCAGCAGGUGCAGUCUGCUCCUGAACAUACGAGUGAGGGCAGCCCCUCAUCCCAGCAUGCUAAGUGGUCUGAAAGCCCAUCUUCUCACACCAGUGACGAUUUUGAAGUGUGGGCAGAAUUCCACACCAGAGCAAACCCCGCCACGGGUGCCAUGAGUGGGAGGCUCUCACCCAUUAUGGCCAGUGAUGAGCCAGAUGAUUUGGAGGAUGAUGAAGUUGCACCAUCUUCCCCACUUAUGUACCCAAGCCCAUCUAGCGCCUUGUCACCUAGUGCCCGCUGCUCAGUAGAAAUGCCACGUCUUGCAGAGCUCACUGGAACCAUGGGACUAGGUGAGGCGCUGUCAGAUCACUUGUUAGAUGAAAUGCAGGAUAGCUACAAUGUAUCCUCUGGGGCUGCUUUACGCCAACGCAGUCCCGGUUUCUCUUUCACGUCAAAAUGUCCAACUAUGAGUCCCACUUCUGGUUCUUACUGUGGAGCUAUAUACAGCCAGCCAGCUAUGGGUAUGAUGAGGAGGCUGCCCAUGCAGACAAUCCAGGAGAACAAGCAAGCUGCCUUCUCAUCAAGCAGCACCUACCGGAAUUCCUCCCUUCAGGACAUCCUUUCAGCUAUGUCCUAUGGGCAUAAAGAUACUAUAGGACAGGGUGAUCCUGGACUGACAACAGUUGUGGGACUGCAGCGUAGCCACAGACAGAACACAAACAUGAUAGGUAGCUGUGACUCACCUACAGUGCCCUAUGCUGCUAGCCUGAUGAAAAGCCACAGCUUGUAUCACCCACCCACUCUCAACCACCACUGCUCUGUUAACAACAGUGCCUUAGUAAGUGCAAGUGGACUGGUGAACUCCUCUGAGUCCUGUGGCUUGGCAUCUGCCCCCCACCAUGCAUAUUAUGGCAGCCAAGGGGCACAUGGGGGUCUGCUGGAAGGACCUUACCAAGGAUCUUACCAUCACCAUCACCAUCCUCAAAUGUACAACCAGGACAGAUUCCCUACAGAUCUAGACUUAGACAUGUUCAAUGGGACCUUGGAGUGUGAUGUGGAGUCCAUAAUUCUUAAUGACUUUAUGGACAAUGAUGAGAUGGAUUUCAACUUUGAUUCAGCACUACCACCUCAAGGUGGCUUCAACAUGGCUGCUGCAACACAGUCAGCCAAUCAGAGCUGGGUACAAGGAUAAACAAAUACGUUUCCCACUGAACACUGGGUUAAAGUUAUCUUCUUACAGACAGUCAUUUAGCUGAUGGAUUACUGUAUAAAUGUAGGGUUAGUAAAAUUACUUUAUUAUGGAAACAAGAUGGUGUUUCAUAUUUUGAACUUUGUCAGUAAUACAAUUUUGGUCAUCCUUCUCAAUUGUCAUAUGAGUUGAGUAACGACUAACUUAGAAUGGUGAAACAAAGUCUCCCAAGUGAAACACCUUCUUGUCCAUAUUAAAAACAGGAUUCCAACAUAAAGCUCUCGUGUAAUAGAAAGAGCACAAAAAGUUAGUUAUUGAGACCACUCACAUGGAGGUAAAAGGUAUUGGGAUGAAGGGUUUUGCAUAUUUUUUUUAGUAAAACAAUUAUUCAUAGAUAUUAGGGUACAGGUAUGAUCCUGAUAUGAUUAUAUGGAACAUUGUCUGGGUUUCUUUGUCAUGCACAUUUGUCCAUAUAUUCAAACAUUCUCUAUCCUGAUAAUCACACAAAAUGGUCAGUUAAACAUUACCAAGGUCUCAAUAACAAUCUUUAAUGUCUGAGAGCACCCUGUGGGCCCUACAAAGUGUUUACCCCAGUUUUCAAGUACCUCUUACAGGCAAGGUUAGAAAAACGUUGCUUACGUGCAGAAUGAGAUGCCUAUCACUUAAUCAUUUAUUUUAAAAAAUGAUCAACAAUCAGGCAAGGUAUUCUUUGAAAGUGCCCUUCUAACAGUACUUGGAAACAAAAUUGAUAAACACUGCUGUAACUAAUGCAUCCUAAAGAAAACUAUUAUUUAAGUAAAGAAAUACUAUAUGGAAAAUGCCAUAUUUCUUCCUUAGGUCCAUCCAUUGAUUGUUGCCUUUUUAUUGCCAGAAAAACCCAGACCCUUGAAACGAGCCUCCCACUACCUUUACCCACAGAAACUGCACUUACUAACACAAGUAUAAAUUAGGUCUGGAUAGUCACACUAUGAAAUUCUGCUGCAUUUUAAUUUUAUUUAUUUUAAUAUUUAUUGAUACACAUUAAUUUGCUCAGUGCUUGCAAACUGAAUAUUCUAAAAUGUCAGAUUACUAUCUAUAGUUAAUGUCUAUACCUUUAAUUCUAUAUUCAACCCAUCACACAUUAUCAAAGCCAGACAUCUGGCUAAGCAAGUUAAAAAUAAAAUUGUUCAUAGCACUAAAUAUCCUUACAUUUAUUCAUCAUUUAUUGACCAAAA
This is a messenger RNA of Pelobates fuscus (common spadefoot toad), 3040 nucleotides long. It is a transcript of the gene FOXO6, whose product is annotated as forkhead box O6. Gene Ontology annotation, cellular component: nucleus. Lineage: Eukaryota; Metazoa; Chordata; Amphibia; Anura; Pelobatidae. The transcript is spliced from 2 exons. Bases 150 to 1829 code for a protein of 559 amino acids. Gene Ontology annotation, biological process: regulation of transcription by RNA polymerase II. Gene Ontology annotation, molecular function: DNA-binding transcription factor activity, RNA polymerase II-specific; RNA polymerase II cis-regulatory region sequence-specific DNA binding. The record is from RefSeq and is a predicted model, not a curated record.